UUUGUUGACAUUUGUUUGUGAAAGACAAAAACAGUGGACACACACUGGAUGGUGUAUUUUUGGAAACCAGCUAACGAAACACGCUACAGACUGAAGACCACCGUAUCGUGAUUUAAACAUAGCCGCGUUUAUAAAACGAGCUGUGGUCAAGAUUGGACUUUAAUCAAAGGCGAAAGAAGAUCCAACAUCAGCAGAUGGAAGUCGGGAACAAAACAAACCAUUGGACUGCAUGAGAGGCUGAAUCAUUCACAGGCUAACCAGACAGCAGACAAUUGAGUUAGGUUGUAAUCUUAAACGACGGCAACUAACAUUUAUAAGUGAAUCUUCGGAAGAUUAAUAUACUUAAGUCUUAACUACCACUCAGUAUUUUUCUUGUUACCAUGGUAGUGUAGUUACACAAGCGUUGUCCGUUAGAGUAGCAAGUUAGCAAGCUAGUGUUAGCUGAAGCUAACGUUACCCCUAUUUGAACUGCUUCAGCUGCUAGCUACAUAAUGUAGCUGAGAUUACGAGACUACAUUCAGUUCAUACAGUGUUUACAAUAAGUGGCUUGUGAGUUGAGGGUGACCUCAAGAAUGUGAAGAACAAUGGCCAACUUUGAAGCUUACCAGGAGUAUCAGAGAAUUGAGGACUUCGAGGAGGACUCACCACCAGGGGAGGAGCAGGACUUGCUGGUGCAUGUGCCUGAAGGCCUGAAAGACUCAUGGCACCAUAUCAAGAACCUGGAUAACUUCUUCAAAAGGAUCUAUCAUUUUCAUCAGAAGAAUGGCUUCGCUUGUAUGAUGUUGUCAGAGUUCUUUGAACUUAUUCAGUUUUUGUUUGUUGUCACGUUCUCGACGUUCCUUGUCAACUGUGUGGAGUAUGAUGUCCUAUUUGCCAAUCGAGCGGUCAACCACACCGGGCAGGUCCAGAACCCCUUGGACAGGAACAAGGUCACACUUCCUGAUGCCAUCCUCCCCAGUCAGCAGUGCACUCAGAGGAUUCAAGAGAAUAGUUGGAUUAUAUUCCUUCUCAUCAUGGCAGCCAUCUUCUGGCUCUAUCGACUUAUUAAAGUCUUUUGCAAUGUUCUGAGCUACUGGGAGAUCAGGCAGUUCUACAUCAAAGCACUGAAGAUCAGAAUGGAUGAACUAUGCAACUUCACAUGGCAGGAAGUGCAGGACCGGCUCAUCAGCCUGCAACGAGAACAGCAAAUGUGCAUACACAAGAAAGAGCUGACAGAACUUGACAUAUAUCACCGCAUCUUGCGAUUCAAGAACUAUAUGGUGGCCAUGAUAAACAAAUCGCUGCUGCCAGUGCAGCUGCAGCUCCCCCUGCUGGGCAAUGUGGUGUUCCUCACCCAGGGCCUCAAGUACAACUUUGAGCUCAUCCUCUUCUGGGGUCCUGGCUCUCUGUUUCAGAAUAAGUGGAACCUGCACCCCAAGUACAAGCGGAAUGGAAACCGCCUGGAGCUCGCACAGCAGCUCAGUAGAGUCAUCCUGCUCAUGGGUUUGGCCAAUUUGCUGCUAUGUCCCUUCAUCCUGGUGUGGCAGGUGCUCUACGCUUUCUUCAGCUAUACCGAAGUGAUCCGCAGAGAACCCGGGAGCCUGGGUGCGCGACGCUGGUCCCUGUAUGGUCGUUUAUACCUGCGACACUUUAACGAGCUGGACCACGAGCUGCAUGGACGUUUAGGCCGCGGCUACAAGCCCACUUCCAAAUACAUGAACUCCUUUACGUCACCAGUGCUGACCGUGCUGGCUAAGAACUUUGCCUUCUUCUCAGGCUCAGUUCUGGCUGUGCUCAUUGCACUGACGGUGUAUGACGAAGAUGUUCUGACAGUGCAGCACAUUCUGACCGCCAUCACUGUGCUGGGAGUGGUGAUUACUAUCGCCAGGUCCUUCAUCCCAGAUGAGCAUAUGGUGUGGUGUCCAGAACAGCUGCUGCAGUGCAUGCUGGCACACAUUCACUACAUGCCAGACCACUGGAGGGGAUAUGCUAACAAGAGUGAGACCCGUGACGAGGUGGCACAGCUGUUCCAGUACAAAGCGGUAUUCAUCUUGGAGGAGUUGCUCAGUCCUAUUGUCACACCCUUCAUUCUCAUCUUCCACCUGAGGAAUAAAUCUCUAGAGAUCAUUGACUUCUUCAGGAACUUCACUGUGGAGGUGGUUGGAGUCGGAGACAUCUGUUCCUUUGCGCAGAUGGACAUCAGACGCCAUGGAAACCCAACAUGGAUGUCAGAGGGCCAGACCGAGGCCUCCAUAUACCAACAAGCUGAAAAUGGCAAGACAGAGUUGUCUCUUAUGCAUUUCACCAUUAAGAACCCACGCUGGCAGCCGCCUCAGGAGAGCUCAGUGUUUAUCAGCCAUCUGAAGGAAAAGGUGCAGCACGAUGCACAGGGUGGCCCCUCCACCCAGCUGCUGCUCUCUGAGGCUCCUCUCUGCACCUCCCUGCAGUCCAACGACUCCGGCGCUGCGCAUGAUAAUCUGCUGGCCAGUGUCCUCGCUCACCCCAUUCUAACUGCGUCUGGACUACAAGGGCGAGACCAUCGCUUCAUCCCACCGAGCACCGCUGCUUCUGCCGCUGCCAGUGUUCUGGCCUCUUUGUCAACCUCCCAGCUCACACACACGAGCCGCGGCCGCUCACAUGGCCUCCUGCACUCAUCUCUCCAACCCGAGAGCACCAUGUACCGCAGCGAUCGCACGGUCAUUGACAGUAUGUCUAACAGUGACUCUCGCAUCCGGAGCAAUACACUGAACUCAGAGUUUGCCUCAGCAGAGAUGAGUCUCCAUGCCAUCUACAUGCACGAGCUCCACCAGCAGACCUCCCACCCACAGAGAACUUCAGGGCAGUGGCAGAACCCAGUGCCAAUGAGAGAUAUGCACACAAACACUGGUUUCCAGGCACAAAGUUCCAGCAUUUCCAUGCCCACCACUGUCCACCUUGGAGGCUGGCAAGAGGAGGAGGAGGAGGAGGAGGAAGAGGAGAAUGGCGAUGAUCAGGAGAUUAUCAGUGGAUCUACUCCAAAACAGGGCACUGGGAGUAAUUGUUGAAAUGCCUUAUGUCAUAAGGUAUAAACUCUCUUUUAAACUCUGUAUUAUGACACGUGUCUACGAUCUAUGCUUUGUGGUUCUGUAUCCUGUGUGUUUGCUGAACCUUAACAACAAUGGCCUUUUAUCCUACAAGGGAUACAUCGCCAUGAUAAUUUCUCCUCUCCUUUUUUAUUUUAUUUUUUUAUAGUGUUUACAUUUUUGUUUCUUCUAUGAACAUUGUGGCCUUAGAUGAUCUUCAUGGAGAAUUUAGCAUGGACCUUUAAAACAUCACUCAGCGUUUGUUAUAGGAGGGGCUCAUUGAAUAACCACUGUCUCUGCACCUCCACGCCUCAUCCUGUCACAUCAGGCAGACUAUGGCAUCAGGGAAACCAUACGUCUUCCGUCCGGUCCGAUCCAUCUUGAUUUUGUCAUAAACUUGUACAGACAAACUGUGUAAAAUGACAGAGAGACAAUAUAGUGUAUUCAUUGGAUCACUGUGUGAAAAGGAGUGCAAAAAGGCUCAUCGCGACUUCUGCUGAGCCUUCAAGUAUUUGUGCAUCACAAAGAUUUACAGCACGAGUCUAAUUUAAGUUUCUCACAGAGUGAUGCUCUGUGCGACAAAGACUGCAAACUGUAUCAUAGCUGCCUGAACAAUUUUGAUCACCUAAAAAAAAAAAAGAAAAAAAAUUCAAGUUGUGCUGUCUGACCCUGGUCAUUUGUAAAUACACUUUAGACUUUUGACCGACUUAUCCUUUAAAAGAUCACAUUUUACUACCGGAGCUAAUCCUUUGAAAAGUAAACCAAGUAUUGAUUUUUAAAGAGAGACACCAUGUGUAUCUGUCAAAACAUGUCUUUAAACCAGACAUACACAUGCUUUAAUGCUGCUGUCUGUGUUUAGUGGUCGUAAAUACAGAUUUUACUCAGUAUUAAUAUUUCAGCGUUGUUCCUCAGAAACGGGACUGAAAUCACUCGCCCCAAAUACACUUGGCGUCAAAAUCCCAAUGCAGAUAUAAGAUGUCUUUUAAGUCUAUUUAAGCGGGACACAAAGUCAGCUUGAUGCCUUAACACCCAUAUAAAAACACAGUUUUUCGUAUUACCUCAGUGGCGGUGAAGAAAAAAAGAAUACUCCAAUCAAUACCUCUUGUGUAAAUAUAUAAACCGUACAUAUGGGGUUCUUCGCAGUGGGCAGAUGCAUCUUUUUACUGCAUUUUGAUUUUAAUGGCGGGUGUAAAUGGAAUCUGUUUCAUUUUCUGUUCUUAUUUCUAGCAGCGCAGAUGUUAAGUCAAGUGCUUAUGUCCCAGAAAUUGAUGUCACCAAAAUCGAACAAAACAGGGUGGUGUUGCUUUCACAAAUCUUUGUUGUGCACAUAAAAAAUGGAACUUCAUCAAAAGGGCUGAUUUUAGAUUGUGCGCUGUUGCUUCUACAGCUCUCUCAGUGUUGGCUUUAUACUUUCAAAAUAAGAGCAUGAGGAGAAAAAAAAGCCUUUCCACAGUCUGCAUCAUUUGUUUGCUUUAGGUUUAUUUAUUACCUGUUGCCCCCCCUGAUAUUUAAAUAAUGUGUGUAUAAUCUAUUUAAGAAAUUAUUUAGGUUGUUUUGUGAAAUAGUUUAAUUUCACAAAAUCUUGUUAAUAAAAAAAGAGAUGUUUCUCCCCCCCCCCCCCACUAAAAGUAGUAUUUAAAAAAAAAAAAAAAAAAAAUUGAAAAUCUGAUUAAAAAUACUUUAAUGCAAAGAUAACAUGGCCAGCUGCAUGAUUUUGAAUGUGAUUUACAGGGACUGGGACUGCUUGUUGAUGCAGUGCGCAAAAAUAUAUUUUUACCCAUUUUUUUAUUGCAUUAUCCAUCGAUCACAGUAAUAUAGAUGUCAUACUGCACAACUGCAAGACUUGAGAGGUUACACAUGUGUCUUUGCCCUCUCGCGUGUUUAGAAACUAUUACACUUUGUUUGUGAGUGUGUCUGUGAAAGGAAUGCGUUUUGACACCUGCGUAAUUAUGCUAACAUGAACUUUGCACUGAAAGAAAAUAAACUUUUUUUUUUUCUUUUUUAAAUGUGUGUGUGUGUGUGUGUGUGUGUGUGUGUGUGUGUGUGUGUGUGUGUGUGUGUGUGUGUAUAUGUAUAUAUAUAUAUAUAUAUAUAUAUAUAUAUAUAUACAGUACUUGCAUCAGUUACGUUUUAGGAAGGGUAGGUCUCAAAAGGGACACUGAUUCAGUCUCCAUCUGGAAUGACCUCUUGUCGUUGUUUGUAUAUAAGCAUCAGCACGUAUUGUAUCGUCGUUCACAGCAGACUCACAUGGGAUCGCUGUGACCCAGUCACAUAAGGUCAUUCUUACCUCUGAUCAGUAAAAGUCCACCCUGUAGGGGACGAUGUGUGUCUUUGUCACACUGUUAAAUAAACUUACAUGGGUAUUGUGUCCAUGUGUGUAGUGAGUUUAUGUUGUAGAGACACUGGAGCUCAGCUUUGUGCACAGAGUUGACGGUCUCCACAUUUACACCUCACUGUUAUGUUUGUCAUUUUAUUUUAAGCAGUGCCUUAGUAUUAAGGAUUAAUAAUUGCUCUUUAUAGAAGCCAUUUCAUGUAAACUAUUGGAUUUACUUUCACAGAUUUAGCAGCACAUACUAUGUACAGUAUUUUUCUUUUUGGCAAGUUAUUGUGUAUAGCAUCAAGUAUGUCGUGAAGUUGUGGAUGUGGCUUGUAAGAUGAGUUGUAAACUGAUCCUGAGAUCUUAUGUCAGUCUGUUGCAUCCGACAGCACACUUCUUCUUAUCAUGGUGUCUAAAUUUGCACUGUUCUCAAUAUCCUAAAGAAGCAGGAGUGUGCCUUGUAACUGCUGAUGUCAUCACGGCCAACCUUCUCAUCUUACUAUGGUUUCUUAUCCACUAAACACCAGUCAAACAAUCACAGUGACUGGAACAAGGUGCUAAGUUUUCAUCCUGAAAUGUUGAAUCUGUUUUAAGACAUGUCUGAGGUUUUUUUUGUUUGUUUUUUGUUACAUAGGUUUGUCUGUUUGUUUUGUUCUGUACAUUAAGAAACACUAGCUGAAAAAUGAAACAUGCCAAAAGAAGUUGUUAUCGCCACAGCUUUACAAUACAUGUGUUGUUUUUUCUGUGAGUGAGUAGAGAGGCAAAUAAAUCUUAUUUUGAGUGUAUUUAAUCAUUUCAUGUGUGGUUGAUUAUGCGAUGUUUAUUUGAAAAUAAAAAUAUAUUAAAAUUUUCA
Molecule: messenger RNA, 6211 nt
Organism: Cottoperca gobio
Lineage: Eukaryota; Metazoa; Chordata; Actinopteri; Perciformes; Bovichtidae
Gene: atg9b
Product: autophagy related 9B
Exons: 13
Coding region: 585-3023 (812 amino acids)
Biological process (GO): autophagy of mitochondrion; reticulophagy; protein localization to phagophore assembly site
Cellular component (GO): phagophore assembly site; autophagosome
Source: RefSeq, a predicted model, not a curated record